This is a messenger RNA of Acaromyces ingoldii, 730 nucleotides long. RefSeq lists its product as hypothetical. The record is from RefSeq and is a predicted model, not a curated record. Bases 258 to 662 code for a protein of 134 amino acids. The transcript has a single exon. NCBI's taxonomy places the organism in Eukaryota, Fungi, Basidiomycota, Exobasidiomycetes, Exobasidiales, Cryptobasidiaceae.
GCCACUCUCUCGGACACGGCCUCAACGCACCUGGCAAGUCACCGCCAAGGUGUGGCAGAGCUGACUCUUUCCGGUUCUGAACUCGCCAUAGAGCUCCGUGAUGCUUCCCGUUUCCAUUCCUCCCCCGAGGAUGUUGUCGAGGUUCUUGGACCCGGUUGUGAUGGAGACGAGCUCGGUGCGGCGCAGGUGGAAUUCAGUGGCAGUUGUGAAGCCCAUCGGGAUGAGCUUCGAGCCUGUCAUCAUUGAGCUAUCGGUAAAUGGCAGCCCAUCUGAAGUCAUUCUCUGUAUGGCUCACAUUCUUGCAAGAUCUUGUCGGCCUUGGCGUCAGAGAUGCCCUUGACAGUGAUGAGGUGCUUUUUGGGCGUGAACGCCAGGCUCUCGAUGGUGUAGAAGCCUGCCUCCUCGAGCUUUUUGCAAUCCGAUGCCGAGAUUCCAAAUUCCUGAAUUGCUACCAAUUAGCCACAUCACGGCCUGAGCGAGAGAGGGAGGCAGCAUCACUCACCUCUAGCUUGUGGACGCCGACAGGCCCUGCGCAGGCAUCUUCAAUUUGGCUUGCUGAGGUGAGGUUCUCGCCUCCAGCAGACAUGGUGAUGCUGAUCUAUCCUGUGAGUCGUUCGGUCAAAAAGAGGUCAGGAAGAAAAGACAAGGUUGCCAGAUGGUAAGUCGAGGGAGCGACUGAGGGGGCGUCUGUGGUGGGUUAGUGCGGAGCAAAGAAUUGAGAUUGCGAGUC